UGUAAUCCCACUGAAAUGCUGUUUAGUAAUUUAUUUUGUCUCUUUAAUUAGAAGGUUGAAGAGAAGGGCUAUUGUUGCUUCUCUUCUUUAAUUUUUGUUUUUGGAGGAUGAAAGCUUUUGUUACUAUCCUCUUUUUGUUGUAUCACUACCUACUACUUCAUCAACCUUCUUCUUCACUUCCUUUAUGCACUGAUUUAAGGGCACCUCUCAUUUCAAAGACACCAUUGGUCUUUUGUCCAUACAAUGGAAGUGUGUGUUGUGACUCAGCCAAAGACCUGCAGCUGCAGAAGCAAUUUCAUGCAAUGAAUAUCUCUGAUUCUGGCUGUGCUGCUCUUAUGAAAUCAAUACUUUGUGCGAUGUGUGAUCAGUUCUCAGCUCAGUUAUUUAAGGUUGAAUCAGGACCUCGAGAAGUUCCUGUUCUUUGUAGCUCCACUCUAUUGGUAAACUCAUCACAGUCGAACAGCGCAGCAAGUAGUUUUUGCUCUACUGUCUGGGAUGCAUGCCAGAAUGUGUCUAUAUUGAGUUCCCCUUUUGCCUCUUUACUACAAGGUAGUAAUGUAGUACCAGCUGAUUCUGGUUCUUCCAAACUAAACCAACUGGUGCAGUCCAAGAGUGUUUUCUGUGAUGCAUUUGGUGGUUCCUCUUAUGAUGGUUCAAUAUGUUUUGAUGGUGAACAAGUUUCCCUAGAGAAGUCUGAAACUUUGGUUCUGCCAAAGGGCUUGUGCCUUGAGAAAAUUGGCAAUGGGUCUUAUCUCAAUAUGGUUGCACAUCCUGAUGGGUCUAAUCGCGCAUUCUUCUCUAACCAAGCAGGCAAAAUUUGGUUGGCCACAAUACCUGAGCAAAGUUCAGGAGGUACUCUAGGACUUGAUGUGUCCAGGCCCUUUAUAGAUUUGACUGAUAGAGUCUUUUUUGACAGUAGCUUUGGGAUGAUGGGUAUGGUUUUUCAUCCAAACUUUGCGCAUAAUGGUCGUUUCUUUGCUUCGUUCAAUUGUGAUAAGAUCAGGACACCAGGAUGUUCUGGUAGGUGUGCUUGUAACACAGAUGCGAACUGUGAUCCUUCAAAGCUAAGUUCUUCUAAUGCAACUCCACCAUGCCGGUAUCAUAUAGUUAUUGCAGAGUUCACUGCUAAUGGGACUAUAUCAAAACCUUCCUCAGAACAAAGUGCUAGCCCAUCAGAAGUGAGAAGGAUUUUUACACUGGGGCUUCCAAUGGCAUUUAAUCAUGGGGGCCAGAUUCUAUUUGGACCUGCAGAUGGAUAUUUAUAUGUUAUGGUGGGAGAUGGUGCAAUCAGAGAUGAUCCUUACGAUUUUUCCCAAAACAAAAAAUCCUUGCUCGGAAAGAUUUUAAGGCUUGACAUUGAUAACUUACCAAGUGCAAAUGAAAUAGGUGACCUCAAUCUAUGGGGAAACUAUUCUGUCCCUCAAGAUAAUCCUUUUUCUGAAGAUAAAGACUUGCAGCCCGAACUCUGGGCUCUAGGAUUAAGAAAUCCCUGGCGCUGUAGCUUUGACUCACAAAGACCUCUCUACUUCAUCUGUGCAGAUACUGGGCAGGAUCAUUAUGAAGAGGUAGAUAUAAUCACCAAGGGUGGGAACUAUGGGUGGCAUGUUUAUGAAGGCCCCUUCCUCUUUAAUCCUCAGCAAUCUCCUGGAGGAAUUACUCCUGCCAACUCUAUUCAUCCUAUCUUCCCUGUGUUGGGAUAUAACCACUCUAAUAUAAACAAGAAAGAAGGAUCUGCAGCAAUAUCAGGCGGAUACUUUUAUCGUUCCUCAACUGAUCCAUGCAUGUUUGGAAGUUACCUGUAUGCAGAUUUGUAUGGGAGUGAUAUUUGGGCAGCUGCUGAAAGCCCUGAAAAUAGUGGAAACUUUACUACUACUAGGAUUCCUUUUAGUUGUGCUCAUGAUUCUCCUAACAACUGCAGCACCAUACCAGGAAGUUCCCUACCAACUCUGGGUUACAUAUACUCGUUUGGGGAGGAUAACAGGAAAGACAUUUUUAUUUUAGCUAGCAGUGGUGUGUACAGAGUAGUUCGUCCAAGUCGCUGCAACUACACUUGCUCGAAGGAAAAUGUCACAGCUAUUAUCUUGCCAACUGAUUCAAGUGGAAAAAAGUUGACUAACUUGCAUAGAGUGUUGUGUCUGUCUUUCUUUCUUUCUUCCAUGCUUUAUAUUGUAAUCUGAUAACUAUGUUGUUGCUGAGAAAGUGUCCUAGAGCACGAAACCAUCUUCAGGAUUAUUCUUAGUUUUUGGUUUUGAGAGAAAAGGAGGUGCGGUGGGUGUUCAAGUGGAUGGAGGAAACAGGCUCCUUAGUAUUUUUGCUCAA
Molecule: messenger RNA, 2319 nt
Organism: Quercus robur (English oak)
Lineage: Eukaryota; Viridiplantae; Streptophyta; Magnoliopsida; Fagales; Fagaceae
Product: HIPL1 protein-like
Exons: 7
Coding region: 108-2177 (689 amino acids)
Source: RefSeq, a predicted model, not a curated record